Molecule: messenger RNA, 5333 nt
Organism: Ailuropoda melanoleuca (giant panda)
Lineage: Eukaryota; Metazoa; Chordata; Mammalia; Carnivora; Ursidae
Gene: MAFG
Product: MAF bZIP transcription factor G
Exons: 3
Coding region: 453-941 (162 amino acids)
Biological process (GO): regulation of epidermal cell differentiation; regulation of transcription by RNA polymerase II
Cellular component (GO): nucleus
Molecular function (GO): RNA polymerase II cis-regulatory region sequence-specific DNA binding; DNA-binding transcription factor activity, RNA polymerase II-specific
Source: RefSeq, a predicted model, not a curated record
CAGGUGGAGGGGCCUUGGUGCAGGUUUUUUUUUCGGGCACAAUGUGAAGCCCCUGGCCUGCCCAUCCCCUCCCAGGCAUGAUCUUCUCAGGCAGCCGGUCCCUGACCAGCCUCUGGGACAGUUCCCCAAACUGGGAAAUAGUUCUCUGAGUGAGAGGAGGGGAGGAGCUUAGGGGGGCCGUGCUUGCCAGGCUGGGAAGCAGGCUUUCCCUGUGACUAGUCUGGUUGGCUAGGCUGGGCAGCCCCUGGGCGGGCAAGAGAGGGAUACACCCUGGCCAGAGAGGGAGUCAGCGGGAGAAAGAGGGGUGCCUGUACUCAAGCCCCGGAGGACAGUGGACAGGGCAGGGGACGCAGGUGCAGCUCUACCAGGAAACAGCCCAUGAGACGAAGCAGCAGGACUUUGACAUCUGGGGAGUGAGGUGUCUGAGUGCCUGCUUGCUGUGCCCCCGGGUUAUGACGACCCCCAAUAAAGGAAACAAGGCCUUGAAGGUGAAGCGGGAGCCGGGGGAGAAUGGCACCAGCCUGACUGACGAGGAGCUGGUGACCAUGUCGGUGCGGGAGCUGAACCAGCACCUGCGGGGCCUGUCCAAGGAGGAGAUUGUGCAGCUGAAGCAGCGGCGGCGCACGCUCAAGAACCGGGGCUACGCCGCCAGCUGCCGCGUCAAGCGCGUGACGCAGAAGGAGGAGCUGGAGAAGCAGAAGGCGGAGCUGCAGCGGGAGGUGGAGAAGCUGGCCUCCGAGAACGCCAGCAUGAAGCUGGAGCUCGACGCGCUGCGCUCCAAGUACGAGGCCCUGCAGAACUUCGCCAGGACCGUGGCCCGCAGCCCCGUGGCGCCGGCCCGGGGCCCCCUCGCUGCCGGCUUGGGGCCCCUCGUCCCUGGCAAGGUGGCUGCCACCAGCGUCAUCACGAUAGUAAAGUCCAAGACGGACGCCCGGUCGUAGGGACGUGCGCUUGCCCGGGCGGGUCUGCAAGGGGCCAUUAGGCGCAUGGCGAGUUUGGCAGCCCUAUCCCCUUCUUUCUCCUCUCCUCUUCUUCCUCUCCUGCCUCCUCCCUUCCCUGCAAAGCACAACCUGCACCCCAGGGGCGCCGGGCUGAGCCCCUUUGAUCUCGUCGUUGUCAUCAUGUGUUUUGUACGUUGGGAUUGGUCAGUUCGGCGGUGACGUGGGGUUGCCCCAGUCCCCUUUGUACCAAGGCCGUGCAGGCCUGGAAUCCAGAGUUGACCCUGUGGGAACAGAGAAAGAUCGAAUGAGCACUCUGGGGCUCGUGUGUUUGAGCAGGGAGGGCUCCAGGGCAGGAGGGGCUGCUGUGCACUCCUGGGUGGCCCACAGGCCCUGACAGCUGCUAGCUGGCAGGGGUUUGUGAUUCACCCUCAGUGCGGCCAACUGGCAUCGAUGGGCUCUGCUGCUAUGCGUAGGGUGUCCUCGAGGGCCCUGGGUGGGCGGGCCACCAGCCUGGGCGCUACAGGCGCUGGGAGGGAUGGGGCAUUCCGUGGCUUUGGGCCAGGGGCCAUGGCGCUCUAGCCUGACGCAUUGCACUGAACAAGACCAAAUCACUGGUUGUGAGCAUACGUGAAGGGUGUGUCCAGUGUCCUGCGAUGGGUCCCGUGUCACUGUUUACAUGACCUAUUUGUGUGGUUACAUAGCCCUUUAUUUAAAAGAGAGGAGUUCCUUUUACGAAGUUAUUAAAUUAUAUGUUUAAAAGCUAAAGAAAAAAGCUGCAGAGUAUUUAUAAAACUGUCUUUUUAAAAAAAAAAAACAAGCGAACAUUUGACCGUAUAUAUGGACAAGGAAGGAAAGUAUAAUAGAAACUUUGCUAGUUUAACAAAAGAAAAAAGCAAACAAAAAAAAAAAUCCCUUUCUUGUAAACUUAUGGACAAGUCUUUGUGGCUGUUGGAGUUUAGUUUUUAUAUACACAGAGUUAUCAGACGUUAUUUAUAAAACUUAGUUUUAAAAAAGACAAAAAAAAAAAAAAGCCAAGCCGUGAGCGACCACAAGGCGCGUCCUGGCGUCCUCUUUGCUAUCUCUUUUGCAAUUGUACCGAAAGUGACUUACUCCUUUGCCCUUCCUGCUUCCGUCUCUUGCCGGUGCCGUGGUGUUGUCUGUGCCUGGUGAGGUCUUGUGCAGCGUCACGUGCUGGUGCUUCUGGUGACCUUUGACCUGUGGGUGUCACUUCUUGUGUCUGUUAAUCCCGUGUUUGUUUUUUGGAUUUGGUUGUGUUUUUGCUUCUGCUGGCUUGCUGGGCCUGGACUGGGGCACAGGGCAGCCCCUGCUUGGGGAUCUGCGUAUCAGCCCAGCUCCUUCUGCCUCGAUGCCUGACCCAGGACCCCAGAGGAUCAGAUACGGGGCUCUGCCGCUCUCACCUCUGCACAGCCUUGGCUUCGCAUGUCUGUGUUAGGCUUGGGCUGAUCCGGUGGCAGGGUAGGUGAAAUGAGGGGCCAUCCCAGAGCAUCCCACCCCCCGCUUCCACGCCCACUGCCUCUGGCCAUGGCCGGCGGAUUGGAUUUGCAGGAACCACGGAGUCACUAGGUGCCCCCAGGUGUCUUCCUUUUGGCCUCUAGUCAACACGUGUGGGCUGUGGCCUCCGACCCCAGCUUUGUUCCUGUAGGCUUCAUGUGAGCCUCAUCAGGGGAACCCCAGGGCCCACGGAGAUUCCAGGCCUGCUGCCUCUGUAUCCCAGCAGUGCUUCCAUGCUGUGAAGGAAUGCUUCCCAGGCAAAGCCAGGUGGUCUUGGGGCUCAUCUGGGGUGGCCCCUUCUAACCCUGCCUGAGGGCCGGGGUGGGGGGUCUCCCCCAGUGCCAGACAAGGGCUAGAGUCUGCAGGGCCAGGUCCUGUCCCUCACCUUGCCCCGAACAUGCUCCAGCGCUUGGCUUUGGGCCUUCCUUUGCCUCCCUUUGGGAUCUGUGUCUUCCAGGGAUGCGGUGCUCAGCUCAUGGAGGUGCUUCUCUCUGGGGCUGAGCCCGCCUCCCCAUGGCCCCUCAGGCGAGGCAGCUAGUCUUCCAGACUUGGCCCCAGAAGCUCCUCCUAUGCAUGGGACAGGAGCUGCCUGCGGUGCCGGCCCUCAAGAGGCCACUGCCCUGUGUCUGGCCACAUGGGCCUCGGCUUCUCCUGGAGGUCGCUGGUUGGCUUCUCUGGGGGCCCCGAACCCCUGUAAAGCACAGAUGUGUGGGCUGGGGAAGAGAAACUCAGUGCGGCCUGGCAGGGUAUAACUUCAUGGGCAGCGGGGUUUUCAUCCCCAAGUCUGACCCAGGGGCCCGUGGGAUAGGAGCAGGGACAUGCUGUCAAUUUCUGUCGUGUUGAUGGGCUUCUCUUGGCUCUAGAUGCCCCAUCAUUCCUGGUUGUACCUGGUCGGCCUGCAGUGGAGAUUUUGACCGUUGAUACUGAGUACUUAGUGGCUUCCUGCCCCUCCCUGCCGUGUAGCUUUGUUUACCUAGGGUCUAGACGAAAGCUGUCGAUGCUAGUUGUAGCAGCAGUGAGCUGGAAUCGCAUCGUAAGAAUCCCUCCCUGAAGAGGGGGAGAAGCCCAUGCCCUCCAUAUCCAUUUACGGUCCCCACUUUGGUGCUGGCUGGGAGGUAGUCGGCCAUCUGCCAGGCUGGAGACCUGGAGAGCAGAGGAAGGAGGCAGGUUUGGAAAGUGAGAGGCAAGUUGGAGGGUGGGCACAGGUAGAAGAGAAAUCGCAGGUCUGGUGUAGAAUAGAAAGAGCUCCGGAGUUAGUGAGGCCGUGCUUCCUUGCACGGUGUUUGGAUUUGGAGCAACUGUUCCUCGGGUCUGGGAGAGCAUCCCGUUCCCAUCAAGCCGGCCCCAUGGGGCCACUCUGCACUCUGCCCCUUUCCCCCUUCACCUUGGUUUCUUGACAGUAGAGCCUGUGUCCACACGUGACUGGUUUGGUGUCUUUCUGAUUCUUGUUAAUUCAGUUUUCCUACUGUGAGGGUGUGGUGUUCUUUUUCUCCUCGACUUUUCUGACACAGUGAAUCGAGGGCUUUGGCGGAAGCCAAGUCUCCCAAACUUGUCCGCUAAGUAAACCAUGAUGUGCACCUUCCUUCCCAUCUUGCCCUUGCCCACACUCCUCCCUUAUCCCAACACGGGCACUCAGAUUUUAGAGGAGAACCCUGUGGGAACAGGUCAGCUCCUGCCCUGAGUGUGACCCCAGAGAGACCUCCCCAUGGCCCUGGCUGCUGCUCUGGGUGGCACUGCUGUUUGUACAGGUGAGAAGACACGGCUGUUUAGCCGUGUGAUGUGCUGGUUUCUGCUGGAUGCCAGGUCUCCCCUGGAGGCUCUUCUGCUCUUGGUCCACGCUUCAGGUCUGUGUGCGCAACUCUGACCGUCAGUAGCAGGCUUUGUGAUUGGUGCCUGAGCCCAUGGCUCUGAUCGGCUACAGCCUGCUUUGGGAAGGUGGUCAAGCCCCCUCCUGUCCCUGUUGCCUCCCUCUGAGGUGGCCAGUUGGCUAAAGCUCCCGUCCACAGCUGGGAAGCCCAAGCCACAGCCUGCAGCACCAUUUCCGCUCUGGGAUCUUGUAAGUUACUUUUUUAGGCUGUGGUUUGGUGAAAGGAACCAACACAGUAACGAUUUUUUUCCCCCAGAAGCCACUGAAUAAUUCUUUUUGGCGCGUUAUUGCCUUCCUGUUGGCUGUCUAGUUUUGCAGCAGGUGGGGAAAAGUGGAGGACACACAGGGGCAGGGGUAUGGCCUGUCCUACUUCAGGCCUGUGUGUUUGAGCGUGUGCUGUACCUUUGGGCCAGUCACGCACAUUUCUGCCCCACGCAGGAGCAGCAGCCCUGGUGCGUGGGUGUCUGGCGAGCCUGAGCUGGAGUGUAGGAGAGUGUGCCCCCAAUGAACUGCGAGGGGACAGCCCCUCCAGCAACCUUGUGUCCCAGCCCCUCCCUUCUCCCCAUCCCCUCACUUUGCUACUCCCUGAAGCCUUUAACCAAACGGGAGUGGGUACAGAAAGCCUUCUCCUGGCAUCUUAGGGCAACAGGACAAGGGCUGCCCAGUGUGUCCAGCUCUGGUGCUCUCCUGGCGCUGAGAGGCUGGGUCCAAGCAGAGUUGAUCAGACCCUGCCUGUCCUGCCUAGGGCUGAAACCAGGGGGGCCGGGGAGGUUCCCUGGGACCUGCCAGGGCUGGCAGGGGUGGUUGAAGAUCCAGGUGAGGACGGGCCUCCCUGGGGCGGGCCUCGGCCUCAGUGCCCACCCUGCCCUGUGCAGUAUUUAUUGCUAAAUUAUUGUCCAGGGGGGGCGGCACUGGGCCGGACCCCGGGUAUUUAUUGCUGUACAUAGUGUAUGUUUGUGAUAUAUAAGGUUUUCUUUAUUUUGUAUAUGAUCAAUAAACACCUUUUAAAGAGA